Molecule: messenger RNA, 385 nt
Organism: Nanorana parkeri
Lineage: Eukaryota; Metazoa; Chordata; Amphibia; Anura; Dicroglossidae
Product: alpha-tectorin-like
Exons: 1
Source: RefSeq, a predicted model, not a curated record
AUGCUCCCUGCCCUCCUGACUCGUCCUUCGGCUGCAGAUCUUCUUGCCACAGUAGCUGCGACACCUUCAACCUCCCGGUUUGCAGUGCAAAGUGUACGCCGGCUUGUACGUGCAAUGAAGGGUUCGCCUUCCAGUCGGCCGAUUCGGACGUCUGCGUGCCCAUCGACUCUUGUAAUGUGACCUGCCAGCAAAACGCACACUUUGCGCCAUGUUACAGACAGCCACUGGAGACCUGCGCCAUUCUGGGUAUCCACUAUCAGCCAUCUAAACAUUGCAUGCCCCGCUGCGUGUGCAACGAUGGGUACGUCCUCUCUGACGAGCCCAUCCCCCGGUGUAUAAAUAAGAAGAAGUGCGCAAUGUAACCUGGAAAUUAAUGACGUUGCUU